AUGUCAACUUCGACUGCUCCUUUGCUGAACGGUGCCGUGCCGGUGCCUACGGCGUCUUUCAACGAGGCGUCAGAGUUUGGGAAGAUUCUUAGAAUACGCGAUCAGGUUUUCUCCGGAGAUCAUCCUCGACUGACUGUGCCUGCCCAUUCCAUCAGACUGUCAUCUUCUCAGACUCCUUCGGCCGUGUCCCAGUCUCUCUUGAAUGUCCCUCCUCCAUUCCCCAGCAGUGUAUCGCCAAGUCGCCUGGCCGGCAGCUCAUCCAGACAGGGAGAACACACCAAGGCCAAUGGCCUUGCCAGUAAUGUUUCUGAAUUUGACCCCAUCCUCCUGACCAAGUCGGAUGAUCUAGUUCGAGCUGAAAUACAACUCAAGCGGCAGCGGCUGGAGAGGGCUCUGAAAGAGCAGUUUGAACAGAAGAGACAAGAUACACGAAGGAAGCCUGCCCCGUCGGAGGCUAAGCCAGACUUUGACCUUCCGGCCGUCCUUGCCAAGGUACUGAACAGGCCCAAAUCGCCUGCUUCUAAAGAUGAGGGCGAGGCCAGCGACUCCUUUGAAGCAAACUCUCUGUACUCCAGCAGAGCUCCUGAUUCCACACCAGGCGGUCCAGUUUCUGGAGACGAGAGUGAGGAGGGGCAAGUUGACGAGCCUUCCAGGCCACCCGCUGUGAGUGCUGUCAUGGGUGAACGUCUCGCUCAAGAUGACGAGGGUCAUACCUCUACUAAUAAUCAGCCCAUGCCACCACCUGUUGCCACGGCCUCCAAAAUGGACUUGGAUGAUGAAGAGGAGGAAGGUGAAUACUCACCUCCAGAGGCAACGGCUUUCCCUGUCCCCAAGACUGCAUCAUCACAGGCUAUGCCAGACGAAAGAGAUCCAAGAGGUCGUCCCUUGCGCAGAUACUCGGAGACUGAGGACAACGGGAGGCGACCACUAUCCCCAUCAGAAGCCAACAUGCGGAUUGUAAGGAACCAAAUCACCUCCCCACUUGCCCCAGUCCCUUCGCGUGUCUCUCCUCUUGCUGUAGCUAAGGAUCCGCCCUUCUCGCAGGACGAACGUCAAAGACGAUCACAACGGAUUGGUGGACCGGGAUCUCCCCCAAGUCCCGAUGAGUCUCAAGGAAAUAUCCCCCCUAGGAAGAGAAGGAAACUUGAGCGACGGGCAGAGAAGAAAGCCAGACAGAACCCGUUCAUUAAGGAAGAAAACAUCUCGCCCCCGCCAUUUCAUGAUGUUCAGCCGCUUGGAUCCGGCAGGCUCCGUCCAAUGGAUGCAGAUCGACCUAUUGUUAUCGAGGACGACCCCGUACAAGAUACCCGUUACAUGUCAUCUACAGAACGGUACGUGGACUCUCCCUCGCGGCCAAUUCAUCGUCAGGUCGAACAAUUGAUGCCUCUGAGCGAGCCACGUGUCAUGUCAAGGGCUAGUAUCAGGCCUAUGCGAGACGAUCAAGACCUCCGACGAGUUGCUAGCAUGCACAAUAUGCGAGCAGAGGCCCCACGCGAAUACAAUGAUCCGUACUACGAAUCUCCAAGCCGAACAAGAGCGGUAUCUUAUGCCAGAGCUGGAAGUCCUGCUCCUUUCGAAUCACCUCGCUACCAACGCGAACCUCUUACCGAAUACGACCGGCCCCCACACGAGGUCAGAGUGGUUCGCUCUCCUGCACCGGUCUAUCGCGAAAUGUACGACGAUGGUGAGCCUUAUCGGUACGCGGCAGAGCCAAUGCCACCACCCCGGAUGGUCGAGAGAAUUGUGGUCGAUGGCUAUGGGAGACGAUUCCGCGAAAUUAUCGAAGAUCACCCGCCUCCUUUCUCGAGAGCAAUGUCGGUCCGGAGGGGCGAUGCCGAGCCGAUUUACGAGAAUUAUCGGAACACCAGGGCAGCUUCAGUCUUCGUUGAACCUCCACCAGAGAGAAACUUCUCGGCAGCGGAUAUGCCUCCGCCACCGACCUCUUAUCGACGCGGCGGUGAUACAAUGCGUAGCUCUGUUGCGCCUGCCUCAUCUUCACGAGAGUUUGCGGAGCCUGGAUCAUUGGCAAGAAGCUCAAGUGUCAUGAUGAACCACUCACCGCGGCGUACCAUGUAUCCUGACGAGAGACCCGACUUUCGUGAGCCCGUGCGGAUGGGUAGCGUGCGCCCACCCUCGAUGCGAUAUGAAGAAGCCCCUACGGCGCAGAUGAUGACAAGAUCACAAAGUGUUCGCCCAGGCGCCCGUGAAGGCAGCUACUUUCCGCAUGACAGGCCUCCAGUCAGCCACGAAUAUGGCCCUCCGGAACUAUCGAGAUAUCAUGCACCCGAGCCAGAGCCAAGACACUAUGACGCACAAGCCAGGGACUUGAUGCCCAUGGACGGGCCGAUGGAUGGGAGACCUAGAGGUAUGGAUAGGUAUUGA
Molecule: messenger RNA, 2382 nt
Organism: Exophiala oligosperma
Lineage: Eukaryota; Fungi; Ascomycota; Eurotiomycetes; Chaetothyriales; Herpotrichiellaceae
Exons: 1
Coding region: 1-2382 (793 amino acids)
Source: RefSeq, a predicted model, not a curated record